This is a messenger RNA of Carica papaya (papaya), 594 nucleotides long. The record is from RefSeq and is a predicted model, not a curated record. NCBI's taxonomy places the organism in Eukaryota, Viridiplantae, Streptophyta, Magnoliopsida, Brassicales, Caricaceae.
AUGACAUUAGCUCAUAAGUCUUGGAUAGAAGACAUAACAGUUUCUCUCCUGCUAAAAUGUCCAGCCAAAAGUUUGAUCAGAUUCAAAUGCGUUUGCAAGUCAUGGUCGACUCUGAUACAUAAUCCAGAGGCCAUUGGCAAAAGCAUUCUCUUCAACGCCAAAAACAAGAACACCAACAGUACCACCUCCCAACUCCUCAUCAGUCGUAUCAACAAGAACCCUAACCCUGAUGACACAGAGGAGCCUGCUGUGUUUUCUCUCUGUUCUUAUAACAACCUUCACGAAAUGUCUACAAACCAAUACCUCCCUUCCAUCAACUCACCUGAUCAUGGGGAUGAUUUUUUCCUAUGGAAUCCUGCUACUGAGAGGAAAGAUUACAAGGUGAUAAAACUCAUAAGAAUUCCUACAGAAGAAUAUUAUAUAGAACUUUACAACCUAGAAGAAGAUUAUUGGAAGAGAAUCGAUAUUCAAGGAACGGGAAGAAUCACUACAUUUGAUAUAGGAAAGGAGGUUUUUAUGAACACAAGGCUUCCUGUCGAAGAAUGGAGGACGGUUGGUGGUUUGAUGUAUGGGUUUUACAUGAAAUUGGUGUAG